GUCAUUUUAAAACAAAAUGAAGAAUGUCUCGAAUUUGCUCUCAUUGCUCAUGUAUUUUCUCGCGUAUGGUGUGUCCGGUGUUGAUACAGAGGGAGGGACAGUGUCUGUGAUGGAGGGAGAUUCAGUCACUUUAAAAUAUCUUAUAAACCAACAAGAAGACAUUAUGUGGUAUUUUAAUAACAUUUCCAUCGCAGAAAUCACUGGAGAUCCCAGUAAGAUCUGUACAGGUAUUCGGUGUGAUAAUCGUGCAGAGAGAUUUAGAGACAGACUGAAGCUGGAUCAUCAGACUGGAUCUCUGACCAUCACAAACAUCACAAUCACAGACUCUGGACUCUAUGAUGUAUGGAUCUCCAGCAAAAAUCGCGGCGGUGGAGGAUCCUACUCUGUUGUUGUUCAUGGUGUGUCUGCUGUUGAUAAAGAUGAAGUGUCAGUGAUGGAAGGAGAUUCAGUCGCUCUACACACUGGUGUUAAAACAAACCAACAAGAAAAAAUUAAAUGGUAUUUUAAUGACAUUCGAAUAGCUCAAAUCAGUGUAGACCAGAGUAAGAUCUGUACAGAUGUUCAGUGUAAAAAAGGUGAUGAGAGAUUCAGAGGCAGGUUGAAGCUGGACAAACAGACUGGAUCUCUGACCAUCAUGAACAUCACAACUCAACAUGCUGGACUUUAUAGACUACAGAUCAUCAACAGCAGAAUCGGCAUCAUGAAGAGAUUCAGUGUUACUGUCGCUAGGUCAUCUGGUGUUGGUACAGAUGAGGUGUCAGCAUCUGUGAUGGAGGGAGAUUCAAUCAUUCUAAAUACUAAUAAUCGUGCUGGAGACCUUUCCCCUAAUCAGACUGAAGCUCUGCUGAUGAAUGAGACGUCCUCUAAUCAGUCUGAGACUCAUGCUGCCAAUGAGACGUCAUAG
This is a messenger RNA of Sinocyclocheilus rhinocerous, 904 nucleotides long. RefSeq lists its product as uncharacterized. The coding region runs from base 17 to 904 and encodes 295 amino acids. The record is from RefSeq and is a predicted model, not a curated record. Lineage: Eukaryota; Metazoa; Chordata; Actinopteri; Cypriniformes; Cyprinidae. The transcript has 5 exons.